UAGCCACUCGCCGGGCAGCCCCUCCUCCACAGUGCCCCUACCCAUUACCACCCCUCCUAUCCUACCGAGCUAGCCAUAGCUUUCUUUCCUCCUCCUGCUACUGAUGUGCAAGUACUCUUCUCUCUCCCUAAAGCGCGAGCGCGUGUGUGUGCGCGCCUGUGGAGCCUGUGACUGGAGUACUCCUCAGUCCUGACUCACUGGCACGCACGCACGCACGAGCGUCGAGCGGGGACGCCCGGCCUGCGGCAGGCAGCUGCUACAAAGGGGGAGCAGAGAUCCAGAGCUCUCGGUCGGUCGCCGUCUGCCCGUCUGCUAGCUGCUUGCUCUCGCUCUCGCUUGCCAUUAAUUGCCCGGCCGCCAUUGCUGCUGCUACCGCGCGUGCUACGUAAGUUACCUAGCCGGCUAGCUAGCUAGAGCGCGCGCCGGCGGCCGGCCGGGAGCUAGCAGGUAGCUGCCUCGCGUGCCGUACGCACGUGCUGUGUGGAGAGCCUGAUCUGGAUGCCCCGCCUCCCUGUUGGCACCCUGUGCAUGCGCUGCUCUUCUUCUUUUUCCACGGCGAUGGAGCGCCUAAUUGUGUGCCGCCGGAACCGGGGCCUCGCCGUCUUCGCCGCAAUCAUCGUCCUCUUCUUCUCUGCGACCAUUGCUGUCACGGAAGGAAGGCCAACCCGUCGUGUGCCCACGACGGUGCCGCUGCGGCACAUGAGGAAGACAGGCUCAUCCCCAUCGGCGCUUCUGAUAAGGGGAAGCACGUCGUCGACAGACGCCGACGACGCGGCCGCGGCGGGUAGUACUCCUCGACGGCGUCUGGCGGGUCCCGGUUCGUCGCCGCCGACGUGCCGGUCGCGGUGCGGGCGGUGCACGCCGUGCCGGGCGGUGCGCGUGGCGAUCCAGCCAGGGAUCGGCACCCAGUGGGAGUACUACCCGGAGGUGUGGCGAUGCAAGUGCGGCAGCAAGCUCUACAUGCCCUGAAAACGGCUGAAAUUAACGGGCAUGCAUGUUCAGUUGUUUGCUGCGUCAGCGCGCGGUUUGCAUAGUUUUGAAAGGGAUCAAUCCAGUACAAAAGAAAAGAGAUCUAAAAGGUUAAGGCCAUUUUAGCUAGCUAGCAAGGCGUGUGUGUGUUUGUGUGGAUGUGUGAUCGGUAAGUGCGUACGUGCGGCAGGUUGUGUAAGCUGCUUGUAAUGCGCGCUGUGUAUAUGCAUGCAAAUGAUAAUUAGUGUAAGACCUAAAUUAAUUUUACUUGUGUUAACUGAUGCCAUACAUACAUGUUGGUACUGAUAAUGUAAUGGGCUUUCCAAAAA
Messenger RNA from Brachypodium distachyon (stiff brome), 1298 nucleotides. RefSeq names its product EPIDERMAL PATTERNING FACTOR-like protein 5. The transcript has 2 exons. The coding region runs from base 499 to 969 and encodes 156 amino acids. Gene Ontology annotation, biological process: stomatal complex development; guard cell differentiation. The record is from RefSeq and is a predicted model, not a curated record. NCBI's taxonomy places the organism in Eukaryota, Viridiplantae, Streptophyta, Magnoliopsida, Poales, Poaceae.